This is a messenger RNA of Haliaeetus leucocephalus (bald eagle), 909 nucleotides long. It is a transcript of the gene IBSP, whose product is annotated as integrin-binding sialoprotein. Gene Ontology annotation, biological process: extracellular matrix organization; ossification; bone mineralization. The record is from RefSeq and is a predicted model, not a curated record. Gene Ontology annotation, cellular component: extracellular region. The transcript has 6 exons. Lineage: Eukaryota; Metazoa; Chordata; Aves; Accipitriformes; Accipitridae. The coding region runs from base 1 to 909 and encodes 302 amino acids.
AUGAGGACUGCCCUGGUCUUUGCCUGCCUGGUGGGUAUGGCGUGUGCCUUCUCGGUCAAGAACUGGCUGUGGCGAGCCAAGUCGGAUGACUCGGACGAAAACGCGGUGUUCAAGAACAGGCACCGGUAUUACCUGUACAGAUAUGUCUACGUGCAUCCCCUGCAGCAACGGUACCAGGGCACUGACUCAUCAGAAGAAGAGGGGGACGGCUCGGAGGAGGAGGAGGAAGGGGGGGAGCCAUCCCAUGCUGGCAUGGAGGCAGCUGGCCACCCUGCCGGAGCAGGCCCUGGGGACAGCCAGGGCAGGCUGGGAGGAGACAUCAUUUCUCCCCAGCAGGGCAAGAGCUGCCAAGGACCCCUGAAGGGGGGCAGGAGCAGCACUGCCGGCAAGGGGGGUGACUCUGAAAAUGAAGACAGCGAUGAGAAUGAGGAGGAGGAGGAGGAGGAAGAGGUCGCCGAGAAUGAGAAUGGCAUCAAUGGCACAAGCACCAACACCACUGAGAAGGCAGAUGGACCUCACGGCAAUGGCACCGCGGUGGCUGAGGAGAGCACUGGCACAGCUGAGGAGGAGGAGGAGGAAGAGGAGGAGGAAGAAGAGGAAGAGGAGGAGGAGGAGGAGGAAACCGAAGUGACCACCAUCACCAGCACCACUGGUGAAGACGGGCUGUCCCAGGCAACAACCAUGGGAGAUGGGGGACCCACAGAUGCCACCACAGUUGGGGAGCAGUGGGAGUAUGAGGUGACGGCUGCAGACCACAGACGGGGGGAGGAGGGCACCACCGAUGGCAGCUACAGGGAUCAGGAUGAGUACACCCGUGGGGACAGCUACCGGGCCUACGAGGAUGAAUAUGGCUACUACAAGGGGCAUGGCUAUGAUGUGUACGGCCAGGAUUAUUACUACAGCCAGUGA